Molecule: messenger RNA, 3894 nt
Organism: Symbiodinium sp. CCMP2592
Lineage: Eukaryota; Dinophyceae; Suessiales; Symbiodiniaceae
Source: the annotation of a GenBank genome assembly
AUGGCUGCUGCAGCCUCAGCUCCAUCCCGUGCUCCUUCAGCUCCGUCGGGAUCAGCUACCGGGGCGUGGGCGAAAGGGGGACCGUUGGGGCUAGCAGCCACAGCCACCUCCCUGCAAGCAGCGGCUAAGCCAAAGUUUGCGCCUGGCCCACGAGCACCAGUUGGCUACGCAGCUCCCCAAAGACCUGCACUCGGCCAGAAGCAGCAGGCUUCUCCAGUCUUCAACGCAGCAGAUUUCCCAGAUGUAGAGAAGCCGAAGACUGCCGCAGAAUUGGCAGAAGAAACGGCAAACAGAAAGGCUGCCAAAGCCUUUCCAGAGGUGUCGAAUUGUGCUGAAGCACUGGCGGCCUUGUGCAGUAGAGCAAGUGUCACAGAGUCCUCUGAUAUCGGCCGAGCUACAUCAGGCUUGUCUUGGCUGCUGAACACUUUGACAAGUGCAUCAGAUAUGUCAGAUGACGAUAGAGACAAGCUCCUGAGAGCAGGAGCCUUGGUAAUUGAGGGUGUGGCUUCAGAUGAGGCGAGUCUAACUGCUGUUGAUGAGAUCCUGAAAGGGUAUUUCCAAGAGCAGCAGCACAAGAGCAAGAACACACCACAGGUUCUUGAGGCCAACGGCCUAGUCGACGCUUUCCUUUUCGGAAAGCUGGCGCUGCAACUGGAAGCUGGAAGCCCCAGGCAAGGUGCCAUUAGGCUGAGAAUUGUAAGGCGGCUGCAAAAGCCAGCGACUUCCGCUGUCGUUCAGCAUGCUUUGGCAGAUGCCCUCGUGCCACUACUGGCAGCAGACCCGGAUGCAGCCGAAGCGAUCUGCCAGAAGGACCUUAUCCCAGAUUUAUCUUCUGCACAGGAAGGUACCCGGCGUGGUGCAGCUUUAGGAAUUGCUGCCGUCGUACAAGGAUCUGGAGGUGUGCCGGCAAUGAAGAAGUUGGGCACCAUGGAGAUUGUGAAGGAGUACGCAACCACUUCGGGGAAGACAUCGGCGAGCAAGCGUCAGGCAGCACUGUUUCUGCUGCAAGCACUUGCUCAAGCCUUGGGUCGAACCUUUGAGCCCUUUGCAAUGGCCUCAAUGCCUUUGCUCUUGGAGAGCUGUUCAGACUCCGCCAAAGAUGUUCAACUUGCUGGGCGCGCUGCAGCGAAGACGGUUGUAAGCCAGGUGAGCAGCGUUGGUGUACGGCUCAUGAUUAAUCCUGUGCUGGAGGGGCUCAAGGACAAGCGUUGGCGAACGCAACUUUCGGCAGCGGAGCUGCUGAAGCCAAUUGUGUCAGAGCUAGUUGCAAGUGCACCCAAACGACUGCUGGCCGUAGUCCCGAAGGCUGUGCCUCUCCUUUGUGAUGCCGGAGCCGGCACCCGUGCAGAGCUCCGUAACGCUGCGCGAGAGGUCCUAGAGCAGAUCGGAGCUGCUAUCGAUCACUCUGCUGUUGCUGCACUAUCAUCAGAUCUCAUAGCCGCACUGCUGGAGCCAGGCGAUAUGGCACUAGCUAGGGCGCUGGAUGGCCUCCUUGGAACUGUUUACACAACCUCAGUGAGUGGUGCCUCUUGCGCUCUUAUUUGCCCUGUGGUGGAACGUGCCAUUUCCAAGGGGGACGCUGAGGUUCGACGGAAGGGAGCCAGCUUUGUCAGAACCUUGAGCCAGUGGGCGGUGGAUGCCGAGGAGCUGGGGCCCUACUUGGCUACGUUACGGCCACAACUGGAGGCUCUCCUUGCCGAUCCUACUCCAGCGGUCCGAGACGCAGCCGCGCAGGCCAUUGGAGUCUUAGCCGCUGCAACCUCUGCAUCAGGUGGCGAUGAUGAAGGUGAUGUAGCCUCAACUUUGGUGCAAAAGCUGCAGGGCACAAGCGAAGAAGCAGAAAUGGAGGGCGCUGCGCAAGGGUUGGCAGCGGCGCUGGCGGCAUCUGAGGAUCGCGCUGAGCUUUUCGAGCAGAUCCUUAAGGGUGCGAGAAGUGGCCGCAUCGGAUUUCUCACAGUGAUGGCACAUUUGCCAAAAGCGCUGAAAGACGCAGCGGGUGGUGAAGAUGAUAUUACUUCGACCCUUGCUGUGUUGAGCGAAGCCCUGUCUGACAAAGAUGAGGCCAUCAGGAAAGCUGGUCGCCGCGGCUUGACUGCUGUGGCAGAAGGGUCCAAGAGCCCUGAGGUAGCAACGGCCCUAGCAGCAGCAUUGGAGUCAGCGUUACGCGCCGAUGAGCCGCAAGCACGAACUGCAGCAGCUGAAUUAGCACUCAUCCUGCUGGCGCAGAAGACAUUGACACCAAGUGCAACCCCUGCCGCAUGGACAGAUCUCGUGGCAGCUGCCGUGGUGGCUCAGUCUGACGCCAAUGCUGUGGUUCGUCGGGCAGCAGACCGAGUUUGGCGUGCAGCAAACGAGGCAGGUGGUAAUACUGGAAAGCAGCUGAAAGAUCUUCGGCCACGUCUCCUCGAGCGCCUCGCCGCCGACCUUUCAGGGCCAAGAGCCACUGUAGCUGCGGCAGCAGGCCGUGCAGCUCUGAAUUUGCAAGAACGGUUUGAGAAGCUGGGUGUUAUUGAGGACUUGGUGCCGGCACUCCGUGACGCCUUGCAAGAUGGGGAACUCAGCAUCAGAAGAUCUGCAUGUGAAGGUCUUUCAGAAAUCUUGCGUGAUGUGAGGGCCCAGAAAGUCAUCUUAGAGGACUCAGAGCUGGUACUUGGGAUCAAGGGCGCCUUGCUCAAAGCCGGCGAAGAUGAAGGCCGAAAGGCAGCCGCUUCCUGCUGCGCUGGAGUGCCGUCUACGAUGUUGGCAGAGCCUAUUGUGGACGAGCUUUGCCAGAUUGAAGUUGGUCUCGAUGAUGAGCAGCGCAAAGGCUUGGAGCGAUUGGUUGCGGGCAUUUCUGGCAAGUCUGCUUCAUUCUUGCCAGCUUUGGUCAGAAGAGCUAGUGUUCCGCCCCAUAACCUGGGGCAGAUCUCUUGCCUGACUGCGGCAGCGGCUGCAGCUCCGGCUUCACUGCGAGAGGUGACACCAGAUCUGGCAUCUGCAUGCGUCGAUGCGGCUGCAGUUCUCGAGAGUUCCGAGCCUGGUCCGGCAUGCAGCGCUGCAGCAGCAAUCCUGUCGCAGUUGGAUGAGGCUGGUGCCGACGAGUUCAUCGCCGCUUUGGUUUCUAAAUUGGAACUUACUGGCAAAAGCAACCAGUCAGAGGCAGCAGCACAUAUUCUGACAGCUUGUUUUGGAUCAAUGCAACGGCCUCCAUUACAAGCAGAGGUUUUGCUAGAUGUCCUGGUGCGAGGUGCGCUGAUCGGUUCACCUGACAGAUCCUGUGCCAAAGCUUACUCACUUGCGCUGCAGGGUUUGACAGGGUUGUCUGGGGCUGCAUCACUGUGUCAGUCACUUGCGCCCUGCCUUGCUGCAGCUUUGUCCAGAAUGGAAGGGCAGAUUGCUCCAGAGGCGUUAGAUGCUUUGGCUCCGCUUCUACAAUCUGUGGCACAUGCUGGUCAGCAGCGGAGGUCUCUCGCAGAGUCCUGCGUAGGACUCUUUCAACGCACAGCUGACUUGGAUUUGCAAGGCCACGCUGUGAAGCUCGCAGGUCCACUUCUCAGGCUUCUCGGCGAGAAGGAUACAGACCUCCAGAUCGCCGUGGUUUUAGCCAUGACAGAGUUGCUGCAGCGCACUACAGCAUUACGGCCGCUUGUUCCCGCACUUCAGACGCCGCUGGUACGAUUGCUGGAAGGUCCAGCUGAGGUGCACAGCGUGGUUGCACAAGCCCUUGGUGCUUUGGCUCCGGUCGUUCCCCGAGCAGAAGCACUGGUGAAGUUGCUUUGCAAGCCUCCCUUGAGGGCGUCUAAUGUCUCAGCGCUUGCAGAGGUCAUGAAAUCUAUUGGGGAGUCGGCAUCGUUGUCUGCAGAGGUAUCUCGUGAAGUGAAAGCAAUCCUUGAUGCCUCUGCUAACCAGCCGUAG